GAAAAAAUUGCAACCUUUUCUGCCAAUCGCUGACGAGUAUCAACGCGCAGCAGAGUUAUGCUGAGACUGCCAAUUGCCCAAACCAUGCGCCGACGCCGGAGCACAAAGGUGGCGACGCCGACGGUGGCGACGCCGCCGCUGACCGAGGCCAAGGCCGCCAAGAAGGUCAUCAAGGACCAAGCGACGUUCAAGCUGCACGUGCACGGCCUCGAGUUCCACGGCGGCGAGGAGCUCGUCUUGAACCUCGAUGCGCUCAAGGCCGAGCUCACGUUUCCGGACGACGACAACUACGUCAUGGAGAUCUACCCGCUCAACAACCACGACGAACCGCGCCGCCACUUGCUCAUGGACGUACCGUCGGCGGACGAGCUCAAGGCGAGGAAGCCAGUCAAGGGCAAAAUGUCCCUGAGCGUCCUCAAGGACACGGCAAGCCUCUUCAGCCUGCCUGCGCUCCAAGAUGUGGUCGUGCGCUUCAUCGAAAAGACGCGCGUCGAAGUCGACUUUGUCGAGGUCUCGAUGAAGGACCAGUUCCUCUCGCGGCGCGACCUCUGGUACCUCAAGCAAGCGAUGGUCGGCAAGGCCGUGUACGUCGGCAAGAUGGUGCGCAUGCAUGGCGCGCGACUCCAGAUCACCGAGAUGGUCUUUGAGAAUGAGAAUGUCACCAGCGGCGUCCUCACCGCGAAAACGUGCUUUGUGUACCGGUCCAAGUCGUCGCGGGUCUUUUGGCUUGUCCAAGUGAGCCCGGAAAUGUGGGACAUGGCCAACGACGGCGACUUGUACGCCGAAGAGCUUUUGCGCAUCGCGAGCGUGCUCUUUACAAAGUGGCAGUCGAUGCACGUGUCGCAUAGCCUCACCAUCAUCUUCUUUGCGCGGACGUUCUAUGACGCGCCGCCGCCGCCCCAUGUUCCUGCCGUCGAGGACGACGGCGUGUGGUUCCACGACUCGUACAAGGUCAUUUCGUACGGCAAGAACGGUGCGACCGAUGCGUCCGUGCUGCUCACCGACAUGAAGCGCGAGCUCAACGUCCUUCCGCACAUUUGCCAAUGGCGGCUCGAUGGCGACACGCUCCGCGCGGGCACCGGUCGCCCCGCGAGUGCCCGAGACGGCAACGUCCUCGAAGCGCUCAAUUUGAUUCUCAAUAUUUAUGAAAAGCACUACAUGGACCGGGACCUCAACCGCAGCGGCCAGAACAUUGCGCUCUUCACGGCCGGCAACGGCAUCUUCCGCGUCAACCAAGACCUCGCUGAGAUGACGGAGCAGCGCAUGAUGGACAACGGCAUUGGCUUUGACGUCAUCUCGCUGUCGACGCCGCCCAUGGAGCCCGUGCCCCGCUUCCUCUUCAAGCACCCGUCCUCCUCGAUGCCCAAGCCCGUCUUUCCCGGGGUUGUGCCCGCGUGGAUCAGCAUCUGCUUUAGCCGCUACGAAGAGCAGCUCGCAUCAGGGUUUGAGCCUCUGCCGCACUGCCGCCUCUUUGCGCUGCCGUCGACGGGCUGCCCAAAGCCUCUCGCGUUUCUACUUCGACACUUUAGCUACGACGCGGUCGCGGAUGAGCUCACGCCCGUGCCCGACGCCCACGUGCCGCCAUCGCCCGUCCCGACGACGGGCUCCAAUGCACUCGUCAAGACGCGGCCGCAUGCAAUGGUAGCCCUCGACGACUACGACGACGACGUCUUUGCUCUGCACCCGACGUCGUCCGUCUCGAGCGUCGACAAGUCCCCCGUGCUGCUGUGCGCGACACCGCCGCUGCACGGUGGCAUCUUCUUGGCCAACCCAAAGCGCCUGCCUCGGUCGAGACCGACGCUCGUGGGAUCGCUACCGAGCAACUACGGUCUCUCGCCCGAGCUCAAGGCGACGAUGGUGCCGGCGCUGCGGUCGCCCAUGCACUUUCAGCUGCCGGCGAGAUACGCAAGCCCGCAGCCGGGCGGAAGUCCGCAGUCACCGCCCCGUGGCCUCGUGGCCCGCAAGUUGACGAGCCCGCAGUUCAUGACGUCGACCAUGUCGUCGUCGUCGGCGACGUCCAAGGACAAGCCGCAGGUGUCGACCUUGUCGCUCAACAGCAACCGCCGGCGGUGGAGCCAAGUGUACCGCUACGACGUGCAGCAGCAGAGCUUCACGUUGGACUGGAAGAGUCUCUGCGUGCCGGCAUUGCUGCCGUUGACGAGCGACUUCAUGCCCAAGCCAAAAGAGCUCGGCGACCACUACUCGCAGGUGCCGUACGCCGUGACGCCGAGCCCGGUCGGCGGUAGCGAAGGCGCCAUGGCCAAUCGGUACAAGGAGGUCGUGUGGGAGAUGGUCGCCCAGCGCUUCUCGCAAGACUUCCAGCUCGUCGAAGAGAAGCUCACGCACGACAACACGACCGUGUACAAGCUCAGCAUGGGCCACCGCAUCCAUGAGAUCACGUACAACGGCGAGAGCCAGCAGAUCGACGUCAAGCGCUACCAGCUGCGUGCACGAGAACCCAGCAACGACGAUGGCACGCGGCGAGGCAGCAAGAUGGACUACCUCUACGCCAUGUGGUCGCCGCUCACGCAGACGUUCCUGCCGUCCAAGCAAGAGUUUCGCAAGUACCCGGCCCAAGAGUACAGCUGGAACUACCUUGACCAUCUCAUUUGCGGCUAUUACGACAACAUGUCGGAGCAGGUCAAGUACAAACGCGGCCACUACUGCGUGCUACCCCCUCUCCUCGCGCAUCUAACGGAAGACGACCAAGAAGCGUUCUUGCACGACUACAGCGACAAGUUUAAUCGGUUCCUCGACUACAUUCGGCUCAAGGCGCGCGGGAAGGACGACAAGGGCGAGAACGACGCGGCGCUCCUCGAUGUGACGCACCUACUGACCAAGGCGCAGCUAGCAGCGGAGGAGGGAGAGGCGCAGGCUCCGCUGCUGGCGGCAACGGCGACCAGCGAUGGCAACACAACCAACGCUGCGAGUGGCAGAAGCCCGGACGCCAAGAACGCAAGCGGUGAUGCCGUUGGCGGUGACGACAAGAGCAAGGACGUCAAGGGCAGCAACGACGAUGACAAGUGCAAAGUCAACGACAAGUGCAAAGUCAACGAGGCCAAGAGCCCGGGUGGGAUCCGCAAGGUCAUGCAGAACGUGGCCAAGAUCGCUCUCGUCGCCCCAGACGCGCCCCAGAGCCAGCAGUGGGUCAACAUUCGCUACGACAUGGAGCUGCUCUCGACGCAGUGCUUUCACAUGGAAGUCCAAUGGCUCGUGUGUCGGAGCUCGCUCGUUGACGACUUUAUCACGGGCCUCACGCGCCGUGCCAAGCAGUUUAGCCUCGACAUCAUCCCCGUGCCCGAGAACUACGGCGCGAGUACGCUCGAUAUCCACCCGCUCAUCUGCCCUGUGCACUUUCCCAUUCGAAUGCCCAGCGUACUACCGCUGCUCGAGAAGGAGCUCGUCGCGACCCUCGGCUUUUGCGUCGACGGUACGUACACGGCCUCCAAGGAGCUACUCCAGGCGCAGUACAACGUCACCAAGCCGGCGGGCGAUCGGAGUUACCGCCAGUACAUUCACCGAGAGCUCUCGUGCUUUGUGCGCGUGACCGACAGCAGCGUCGUCUGGAUCUCGAGCCGGCGCCUCCACUCGCCCGAGAUGAAGGCGCUCUUCGAGACCGUACGAGCCUUUGUCGCCGACCUUCAGCGCACCUCGGUGCCACAUGUCGCCAACAUCACCGCCACCUGCGCCGUGUAAUGGUCAUCAACGUCGUGUCGUUGCAUCGCGACAGCGCUGAUCUAUGGCGCAUGGCCGAACGAGUGGCGCCACGCAUUUACCUCUUCGUAUCUUUAUCACCUUGGCGUCCAUGCGACGCACCUUGUCCGCUCUGCGUCGGGUGGUCGACGUUCGAUGGGAAUGGCGCGCGUCGAUCUUCGCAAAAUCAUCAUCCCUUUCUACAUCUCCUAA
Molecule: messenger RNA, 3906 nt
Organism: Saprolegnia diclina VS20
Lineage: Eukaryota; Oomycota; Saprolegniomycetes; Saprolegniales; Saprolegniaceae
Exons: 6
Coding region: 58-3696 (1212 amino acids)
Biological process (GO): negative regulation of TORC1 signaling; positive regulation of autophagy
Cellular component (GO): GATOR1 complex
Molecular function (GO): GTPase activator activity
Source: RefSeq, a predicted model, not a curated record